AUGGAUAGAGUGAAUAAAACUGUGCUUGAUGCCCUAGAAGAGCAUCAGUCGAUCCGGAUCCAUGGCGAUUUGCCUACCAAGAAGUUAGAUAGCGACGAUUAUCUAGCUUCAACACGUAAGACUAUCAGCGAAUUUGUCUCUUUUUGGAACGACAUAGCCAACUUGCAGCUUCUUGCGGUAGAAAUCUGGCCUCGACGUUCCUACUUUGCUCUCGAUUUCAACAAUAGCAAGUACGACUAUGACAAAGCCCAUACUCAGGUGAUUGUUCUACCUGUGUAUCUGCUUCGGAUGUCUCGAAGAAGUGGUUCCUGGAGGAUAUUUCGACAUAAGCCCGAGGAUUCUCACCUGGCGAAGCGAAUUGCGUUCUUACAUGAAGGGAAUGGGCAAGAUCCAACUCCUUUCCUUGAGGAUCACAUUAAAGGUGUGGUAUACGGUAACCCACGGAACCUUCUACCUCCUCUAGAACCUUGA
Messenger RNA from Penicillium manginii, 471 nucleotides. RefSeq lists its product as uncharacterized. The transcript has a single exon. The record is from RefSeq and is a predicted model, not a curated record. NCBI's taxonomy places the organism in Eukaryota, Fungi, Ascomycota, Eurotiomycetes, Eurotiales, Aspergillaceae. Bases 1 to 471 code for a protein of 156 amino acids.